Messenger RNA from Mesoplodon densirostris (Blainville's beaked whale), 8487 nucleotides. It is a transcript of the gene ATP7A, whose product is annotated as ATPase copper transporting alpha. The record is from RefSeq and is a predicted model, not a curated record. Gene Ontology annotation, cellular component: membrane. Gene Ontology annotation, molecular function: ATP binding; ATPase-coupled monoatomic cation transmembrane transporter activity; ATP hydrolysis activity. Gene Ontology annotation, biological process: monoatomic cation transport. The transcript is spliced from 23 exons. Bases 241 to 4743 code for a protein of 1500 amino acids. Lineage: Eukaryota; Metazoa; Chordata; Mammalia; Artiodactyla; Ziphiidae.
GAAGGUCGGGUAAAAGCGGCGGCCGGGCGGCUCGGGGAAGAAGCGGAGGGAGGAGUUGGCGACGCCGCGGCCGUCGCGGUCGCCGCCGCCGUCGCCGCCAUCGCCGCCGUGGCUACUGUGACUUCUCCUGGUGUGUGAGAUCGGAGCCUACGCGCCUGGAUUUGUCGCCGCCACCGGCUGCGUAGCUCCGGAGGUUUAACCAUAGGACAGAAAAAACAGGAAUGUAAAGAAGAAAUCAAAAUGGAUCCAAGUAUGAGUGUGAAUUCUGUCACCAUCUCUAUUGAGGGGAUGACAUGUAGUUCCUGUGUUUGGACCAUUGAACAGCACAUUGGAAAACUGAACGGUGUACAUCACAUUAAAGUUUCACUGGAAGAAAAAAAUGCAACCAUUAUUUAUGACCCUAAACUGCAGACUCCAAAGACCCUACAGGAAGCCAUUGAUGACAUGGGCUUUGAUGCUGUUCUGCACAAUCCUAAGCCGCUCCCUGUUUUAACUGAGACCGUGUUUCUGACUGUUACUGCUUCACUGGCUCCGCCAUGGGAGCAUAUCCAAAGCACAUUGCUCAAGACGAAGGGCGUGACAGACAUUAAAAUUUCCCCUCAGCAGAGAACUGCAGUGGUGAUAAUAAUCCCUUCUAUAGUGAAUGCCAGUCAGAUAGUAGAGCUGGUUCCGGCUCUCAGUUUAGAUACAGGAACUCUUGAGAAAACGUCAGGAAUUUGCGAAGAUUUCAGUAUGGCUCAAGCAGGCGAAGUCAUGCUGAAGAUGAAGGUGGAAGGGAUGACCUGCCAUUCAUGUACUAGCACCAUUGAAGGAAAAAUUGGGAAACUGCAAGGUGUUCAGCGAAUUAAAGUUUCCCUGGACAAUCAAGAAGCUACUGUUGUUUAUCAACCUCAUGUUAUCACAGCAGAGGAAAUAAAAAAGCAGAUUGAAGCUGUGGGCUUUCCAGCAUUCAUCAAAAAACAGCCCAAGUACCUCAAAUUGGGAGCUAUUGAUAUAGAACGUCUAAAGAACACACCAGUCAAAUCCUCAGAAGGAUCACAGCAAGGGAGUCCAUCAUAUACCAGUAAUUCAACAGUCGUUUUCAUCAUAGAUGGCAUGCACUGUAAAUCAUGUGUGUCAAAUAUUGAAAGUGCUUUAUCUGCACUCCAAUAUGUAAGCAGUGUAGUCGUUUCUUUAGAGAAUAGAUCUGCCACAGUAAAGUAUAAUGCAAGUUUAGUCACUCCAGAAACUCUGAGAAAAGCAAUAGAGGCCAUAUCACCAGGGCAAUAUAGAGUUAGUAGUACAAAUGAAAUUGAGAGUACUUCAAACUCUCCCUCCAGCUCAUCUCUUCAGAAGAGUCCUUUGAACAUAGUUAGCCAGCCUCUGACUCAAGAAACCGUGAUAAACAUUGAUGGCAUGACUUGUAAUUCUUGUGUGCAGUCUAUUGAGGGUGUCAUAUCAAAAAAGGCAGGUGUAAAAUCCAUACGAGUAUCACUUGCAAAUGGCAAAGGGACUGUUGAGUAUGAUCCUUUACUAACCUCUCCAGAAACCUUGAGAGAAGCAGUAGAAGACAUGGGAUUUGAUGCUUCCUUGUCAGAUACAAAUGAGCCACUGGUAGUACUAGCUCAGUCCUCACCGGAAGUGCCACUUUUGACCUCAACUAAUGAAUUUCAUACCAAAAUGAUGACACCAAUUCAUGACAAAGAGGAGGCAAAGACUUCAUCUAAGUGUUACAUACAGGUCACUGGUAUGACUUGUGCUUCCUGUGUAGCAAACAUUGAACGGAAUUUAAGACGAGAAGAAGGAAUAUAUUCUGUACUUGUGGCUCUGAUGGCUGGGAAGGCAGAAGUAAGAUAUAACCCUGCUGUCAUACAACCCCCGAUGAUAGCCGAGUUAAUCCGAGAGCUUGGAUUUGGAGCCACUGUGAUAGAAAAUGCUGAUGAAGGGGAUGGUGUUUUGGAACUUGUUGUGAGAGGAAUGACAUGUGCCUCCUGUGUACAUAAAAUAGAGUCUACCCUCACAAAACAUGGAGGGAUCUUCUACUGCUCUGUGGCCCUGGCAACCAACAAAGCACAUAUUAAAUAUGAUCCAGAAAUUAUUGGUCCCAGAGAUAUUAUUCAUACAAUUGAAGGCUUAGGUUUUGAAGCUUCUUUGGUCAAGAAGGACCGGUCAGCAAGCCACCUAGACCAUAAACGAGAGAUAAGACAAUGGCGACGGGCCUUUCUUGUGAGCCUGUUUUUCUGUAUUCCUGUAAUGGGGCUGAUGAUAUAUAUGAUGGUUAUGGACCACCACCUUGCAACUCUUCACCAUAAUCAGAACAUGAGCCAAGAAGAAAUGAUUAGCAUUCAUUCUUCUAUGUUCCUGGAGCGCCAGAUCCUGCCAGGAUUGUCCAUUAUGAAUUUACUAUCUUUUUUAUUGUGUGUACCUGUACAGUUUUUUGGAGGCUGGCACUUCUACAUUCAGGCCUACAAAGCACUGAAACAUAAAACUGCAAAUAUGGACGUACUGAUUGUGCUGGCAACUACCAUUGCAUUUGCUUAUUCUUUGGUUAUUCUUCUGGUUGCAAUGUAUGAGAGAGCCAAAGUGAACCCUGUUACUUUCUUUGACACACCUCCUAUGCUAUUUGUGUUUAUUGCACUAGGCCGGUGGCUGGAACAUGUAGCAAAGGGCAAAACGUCAGAGGCUCUUGCCAAACUAAUUUCACUACAAGCUACAGAAGCAACUAUUGUAACUCUCGAUUCUGAUAAUAUCGUCUUGAGUGAAGAGCAAGUGGAUGUGGAACUUGUACAACGUGGAGACAUCAUUAAAGUGGUUCCAGGAGGCAAAUUUCCAGUGGAUGGGCGUGUUAUUGAAGGACAUUCUAUGGUAGAUGAGUCCCUCAUCACAGGGGAGGCAAUGCCUGUGGCUAAGAAGUCUGGCAGCACAGUGAUUGCUGGUUCCAUUAACCAGAAUGGGUCACUCCUUAUCCGUGCAACCCAUGUUGGAGCAGAAACAACCCUUUCUCAAAUUGUCAGACUUGUAGAGGAGGCCCAAACAUCAAAGGCUCCUAUCCAGCAGUUUGCAGACAAACUCAGUGGCUACUUUGUUCCUUUUAUUGUCAUUGUUUCCAUUGCUACCCUUUUGGUUUGGAUUAUAAUUGGAUUUCUGAAUUUUGAAAUCGUGGAAACCUACUUUCCUGGCUACAACAGAAGUAUCUCCCGAACAGAAACAAUAAUACGCUUUGCUUUCCAAGCCUCAAUCACAGUUCUGUGCAUUGCAUGCCCCUGUUCACUGGGAUUGGCCACUCCAACUGCCGUGAUGGUGGGUACAGGAGUAGGCGCUCAAAAUGGCAUACUAAUCAAAGGUGGUGAGCCAUUGGAGAUGGCUCAUAAGGUAAAGGUAGUGGUAUUUGAUAAAACUGGAACCAUUACCCAUGGAACCCCAGUAGUGAAUCAAGUAAAGGUUCUAGUGGAAAGUAACAGAAUGCCAUGCAAUAAGAUCCUGGCCAUUGUGGGAACUGCUGAAAGUAACAGUGAACACCCUCUAGGAGCAGCCAUAACCAAAUACUGCAAGCAGGAGCUGGACACUGAAACCUUGGGUACCUGCAUAGAUUUCCAGGUUGUGCCAGGCUGUGGUAUUAGCUGUAAAGUCACCAAUAUCGAAGGCUUGCUACACAAGGAUAACUGGAAGAUAGAGGAAAAUAAUAUUAAAAAUGCAUCCCUGGUUCAAAUAGAUACAAGUAAUGAACAGUCAUCAACUUCAUCUUCCAUGAUUAUUGAUGCCCAGCUCUCAAAUGCUCUUAAUGCUCAGCAGUACAAAGUUCUUAUUGGUAACCGGGAGUGGAUGAUUAGAAAUGGUCUUGUCAUUAAUAACGAUGUAAACGAUUCCAUGACUGAACAUGAGAGAAAAGGUCGGACUGCUGUAUUGGUAGCAGUUGAUGAUGAGCUGUGCGGCUUGGUAGCUAUCGCUGAUACAGUGAAGCCUGAAGCAGAAUUGGCAGUCCAUAUUCUGAAAUCUAUGGGCUUAGAAGUAGUUCUGAUGACUGGAGACAACAGUAAAACAGCUAGAUCUAUUGCUUCUCAGGUUGGCAUUACUAAGGUGUUUGCUGAAGUUCUACCUUCCCACAAGGUUGCUAAGGUGAAGCAACUUCAAGAGGAGGGGAACCGGGUAGCAAUGGUAGGAGAUGGAAUCAAUGACUCCCCAGCUCUGGCGAUGGCUAAUGUUGGAAUUGCCAUUGGCACAGGCACAGAUGUAGCCAUUGAAGCAGCCGAUGUGGUUUUGAUACGGAAUGAUCUUCUGGAUGUAGUGGCAAGUAUUGAUUUAUCAAGGAAGACAGUCAAGAGGAUUCGGAUAAAUUUUGUCUUUGCUCUAAUUUAUAAUCUGAUUGGAAUUCCCAUAGCUGCUGGAGUUUUUAUGCCCAUUGGUUUGGUUUUGCAGCCCUGGAUGGGAUCUGCUGCAAUGGCUGCUUCAUCUGUUUCAGUAGUACUUUCUUCACUCCUCCUUAAACUUUACAGGAAACCAACUUAUGAGAAUUAUGAACUACAUGCCCGAGGCCAGAUGGGACAGAAAAGUCCUUCAGAAAUAAGUGUUCAUGUUGGAAUAGAUGAUACCUCAAGAAAUUCUCCUAAACUGGGUUUGCUGGACCGGAUUGUUAAUUACAGCAGAGCCUCCAUAAACUCACUGCUGUCUGAUAAACGAUCACUGAACAGUGUUGGUACCAGUGAACCUGACAAGCACUCACUCCUGGUGGGAGACUGCAGGGAAGAUGACGACAGUGCGUUGUAACAGGCCACAGAGAGUGCUGCUAGAUGAUGUUGUUCUGCACUGACACAGCAUUCAUGGUCACCUUAGCUUUUUAAAAUAUUGCAGGGCUUUAUGUUGGUCUCAUGCUCUUACGUUAGGGAAUCUAUUUGAAUUGCAUUUGUCUAAUGGCAAAAAUAUCUUUUUCAGGGCAUCAGCUCGGAACCUAGCUUUAUUGAAAAUGGAUUUCCAGUAUUUUUUGUUUUCACUAGCAACAGAUAAGGUAGACCAGGGAGGUUUACAAGUCCUACAACUGAAGAUUGCUGAAUUGCUGCUAAAGUCAUAGAUAAUUUUUAUUUGACCAAAAAAAAAAAAGUUCAAGAAAAGAUCAUUGAAAAUUUGAAGAUUUGAGCGCAUAAUCUUGAGGAGAUCCUCGAGCCCUCCCCCCUGCCAGAUUGGGGAGCAACGGCUUUCAAAGCACUGUAUAAAGAAUCCUGUUUUAGAAGCAAAAUGGUAGAAACUGUAUAAAAAUAGACAGGCCUAUUUAUUACAGGCUUUCUUUCCCCCUUCUUCUCCCUGCAUCUUUGUCUUUGCCAUCGCUUUCUUAGAUGCCCCAAUGUGUUUUCUUUUAUUAUGUUCUUUCAAGUGAGCUAAGUGUAGGUGGUUUCUCACUGACAAAAAUAACUGACAACUUUUCCAGUAACUUGUUUGUUUCUUUAUCUUGUAGCUCAAAAGACCUUCAGGGCCUAUAUGGUUCCCUGCUUCCCACCUUUCCAUUGUUGUAAAAAAUAUAUCAGAUUCCUCCUUCAGUGACUCCCUAGCUCUGUGCAAGCUUUCAGUUCACUCCUGCUGGGUUCAGCUAUAAGUUGUUCUUAGUAUCGUCUAUCAGCCUCAGUUCAGAAACUUAAGAUUUUGAGCCACUUCUACAAUUGAUUUUUUUCCAAAGAUUGACACUACCAUGUUUAACAUGUACUGGUCAUAUAAAAUUACCUGGAUUCACUAAAUUUGUCCUUUUCUGGAGAGAAUGCAAGACAUUAGCUGAUAUUUAUAAUUUAAUAGAUUUUAAUUGUCUUUUAUUGUUUUAGAUAAUCUCUCAAAAUGACUUUAAAAUAAUGCUAUUACACAAAGCUGCUUUUACCAAAAAAUACAGUAAAUUGUAAUACAGAAAUGAGAAUUUCCCUAGGUUGUGAUACCUUUUAGCUAACUCUAUAUUUUUCUCUAGUUUAAAACAUUUGCACUUGCUAGUUAGUGUGGUUGGCAUAUUCACGGGCUUGUUCUCAUCAACGUAUAAAUUUAGAAAUCCCCCUGUGAGUGCCUGGGAGUUAAUACACUGGUCAGAGAUCUGGUACUUGUAUCACUAUUUAAAUUAACUUGUUAACUGCAAGGUGGAUUUCAGAUGCAGAAUAUUUAAGUGAAGAAAACUCAUACAUAAAUUCCUAACAUCUAUUCCCAUUGUCAUAUGUAAAGCUGCUAGCACAAUUCCUAGCACAUAGGAUUUGUGCUCAGUAAAUGUUAGUUCUUAUUUCCCCUUGAGGUCAAUGAUAAAUAUCAAAAAUCGCUUUUACAGAGCAGAGUCUAAAAUCAGGUGGGAGUGGGGGAUGGGGUUCUUCCCUCCUUUCCAACUUCCUUUUUCUCUUGUUCUUUCAUAAACACUCAAAAAAGUUUACAACAUAAUUCCAUGCUGACUUUUCAGAUUUGGAAAAGAUCUCAUUUUUAUCUCAGCUAUCUUAAAGACAGAGCUGAAACUUGAUGAAGGUGCUAUUAAUCUAGAAAAGCAAACCAAUUUUAAUGAAAUAUGAAUGAGUUUGUAGGUCUAGGCUCUUUUUAGACCAAUGCCUGUGCCAUCUUCCAUCCUCUCGAUUUGAAUUUUUUUUUUUUUUUUUUUUUGCAGUACGCAGGCCCCUCACUGUUGUGGUCUCUCCCAUUGCGGAGCACAGGCUCCGGACGCGCAGGCUCAGCGGCCAUGGCUCACAGGCCCAGCCGCUCUGCGGCAUGUGGGAUCUUCCCGGAUCCAGGCACGAACCCGUGUCCCCUGCAUCAGCAGGCAGACGCUCAACCACUGUGCCACCAAGGAAGCCCUCAAUUUGAAUUUUAGUAUUUGUUUUUUAUUUUAAUUCCAGUGGCCCGUCAUACCACAACUUGUUUCUUCUAGAAGAAAUAGCUAAUACGACAAAGGUAUAAUAUAGACUUUUGAAAAAGAAGCACCUUUCUCUGUCUCUCUCUCCCUCCCUCCCUUCCUCCCCCUCCUUCUUCCCCUCACUUUCACUCUUCUAUCUCUCUGAAGCACUUGAAUGUAGCCAGUUACUACUUUUAUUAUUUAUUAUUCUGUGUGUGUUAGAGUUGCCAAGGGAUCCACAUGUCAUAGGGCAAUGAGAAGAGCAGCCUAUAUAAUCUGGGAAAAAUCAAGGAUGUAAUUUCAGCCCUUAGUACAGGAACAGAAAACAUGCUGUUUAUAAAGAAUCCUGCUUUAAAUAUCUAUAGCCAUCUUUGAAUUCUCUACCACAAGUCUCUUGCAAUUCUGAACUCCCAUUAGCUUCAUAGAGCAGCUGUAGUCACCGGAGAGAGACAUAUGGAGGGGAUCAAAAACACUGCUUUCAGUUAGUAACUAGCUUUAAGUAAUUAGUUACUAGUGAGAACAAAUUUUAUAAAUGUGUGCGUAUGCAUAUGUGUUUAUUCAUAUCAUAUAUAUAUAUAUAUAUAUAUAUAUAUAUAUAUAUAUAUCACCCAUAUAGAAGGAAAAUGGAUUUAUAUUUGAAUUUGAUAUUAGAAUAUUUGAAGUUCUUUAUUUGUUGUUCCUUUGUCACUCUUUUGUAUUCACUCAGCAACCAUGCCCUCAGUCUGAAGAUAGCAAGGAUGUUUUGAUAUCCAGUGCUGGUUCAGACUCAACUAAGGGGCACCUUUUAUCUUAAAUAUCCAAAGAUGCCUUUUAAAUUUCAAUGGUUAAAACAUAACUGUUUAGUGUUAUAGUCUAAAGAAGUAUGGUUGUCAGUUGUGAAAAUAGAAAUGUUAUUUUUCGUAGUUUAGUAUCAACGUUUUAGGUGUGAGAUUUGAUGCCUUGUGAACAAAUAAUUUUAUAUUGUGCUUCAACUUUUGAAAAGUUAUUCUUUUAUUGGAUGUAUUCUUUGUUCAAAAUGCUUAAAUAGCAUUGUAGGCAAGAGGUUUCCAAACAUUUAAGUGUGCAUAUCUUUUAUGUACACAGCUGAAAAUCAAGAAUGUAUGUUCUUAGAGAAUUGGCUCCACUACUUAUGGAUCUUGCUUUAAAAUUAUUUUUCUUAAUAUUUAUUUUACUCUAUUUUAUUAUUUUCUUUGGCUGAGGCAUCUGGUUACUGGUUGUUUUAAUAAGAAUAAAAACAUUCCUGGAAUCACUCCUUUUGGAUAUUUUUGUUUCUUACUUUUCUCUAUUUUAAAAAUAUUAUUUUACCAAAUAUGAAAAAUGCAGAUUCAUGCCAAAUUAUUAGCUAUUUUCACACUAACUUUCUGUAGUCCUUCUGAAAGUUUAUCUGGUAUGAGUAACCAGAAAAAGCACAAAAGCAUGAAUUAUUGUUCUUCAAUUAAAAGAGCUUCUCUAAUGGCACUGAUAGUAAAUGCCUUUUGUAGCCAAAACCAGGCGUCUCAAACUUAUGCUUUUAGUUAAAGAAGUGUUUUACUAACCAUUGUUGACAUUGAUUGUUUGAUACCCAAAACAGCAGUGGACAAUGUUGUGCAAUAAUCAUCUACUAUAGUAAAGAUAUUCAGUAGUUUGUUUUUCCGUAAGCAUGUAAUUGAUCAUAUAUCUGCCAAGGAUGUGCC